AUGGAGAGCCAACCGAGAACCACUACCCGCCCAGCAAGUGGUAUUCCACGGCUAGCGGCGUCCAGAUUGCCCCUGCCAACGUCCACAGCAUCGAAAACCAUUCGCCCCUCCCCCUCCCGCGAUCGAUUGCAAGCCGACCCUGGACUGGACCAUAGUCGUCUCCGAAGACCGUCCCAUGAAUCGCUGCGGAAACCACCAACAACCCCACGUUAUUCCUUGUCAGCAAAGCCAAUCGUCCGACUUUCUCCCAAACGGGAUGAGCCUCAAACGGAAACGGACGCAACACAAACAUCGGAGAGUGCGAGCUUAUUAGGUGGGGGCGUCGAAGAUGGACUUACGCAUGAGCCUCGCGGUCGUCUACGAGAGGAGCGUCCGUCCCUCUCGGAACGGACCAUAGAGACAAUUGCGCAUAUCCCACCAUCGCCAGCUUCUGUGAAAAGACAAUCGAGCUUUUUCAACGGAGCCAGCCCGAUACGGUCUCCAUCUCGGACGCCAUCCAACGUGUCCACCUAUUCAAGGUCACCGUCACGAUCAUCCUCGGGCCAAGCAAACGGCAGUGACCUUCUGUCCCAGCCCGUCUCCAAGCUCCGAUUGCCUUCCCGUCCUCGCACGUCCGUGCCUUUGACCUCAUCUUUGGCAUCUGGCAAGGUUUCAGAGACCAGCGAUAGCCCUUCGAAAAUGCGAUUGCCAUCCGCGAGACAAAGUAUUGGACCUGGAAGUAACAUUGCCGAACCCAAGAAGACCGCGCCUGGGAAAUCCAGUGUCCUGGGAGGGUUGCCUGCCAAGGCGUCGCCUGCUCGCCCUUCUCUGGCGAAGAAACCUUCAAAGCCUGUUCUGUCAGACAUGGGUCCUCCUGAACGGCCACUUCAAGUACGGAAGACGAGAAAACCUCAGACUGAUUCUCCAUCUUCUAUGAGGUCGCCCUCGACCACUUCACGAUACGUCUCUGCUGCAUCCACCAUGCAGGAUGAACUUACGCCGGAGCAGCAGGCGCAGAGCGAGGCAAGGAAAGCUUCCAAGUCAUCCAGUGCCCUGCGAGAGAGUAUUGCAAAGGCAAAGGCCGCUAAGAAAGCGGCAGCAACGGCGGCAAGCAAAGACAUGCCGAAACCAGAAGCCGUCAAUCCGUCUAUCAAUACGUGGGAAAGUAUCGAUUUUGAGGAUCCCUUCAACCAGCUUCCUAAGGGUUCCAACACGGCUGUCCUUAAGAAACGCGUGGAGGGUGCUCGUAUGUCAGGUACAUUGAAUAUUGCUGCAAUGUCCUUAACGGAGAUUCCAAAAGAGGUGCUCAACAUGUACGAAUUCGACUCUGAGAACUCAUCCAACUGGUUUGAGAACGUGGACUUGGUCAAGUUUAUUGCUGCAGAUAACGAAUUGACCGAGAUCGCGGAUGCCACUUUCCCAGAUAUCGACCCAGCGGACUUUGACCCUGACAGUAAUGAGCGAGGCCCUCAAUUUGGUGGAUUGGAGACAUUGGACCUCCAUGGGAACAAGCUCCUCUCUCUUCCAAUGGGUAUCCGGCGACUUCACCAGCUCCGCGUCCUCAAUUUGUCGAAUAAUGAUUUAACCACGGAUAAGCUUGAAAUUAUCAUGGAAAUUCCAUCCUUGGUAGACUUGAAAUUGGCAGCAAACAAGUUGGAGGGAGCAUUCCCUUCAGAAAUCGGUCGUCUCCGUCAAUUGGAGACUUUGGAUCUGCGGAAUAAUGCUAUCACGAGACUACCAAAUCAGGUUUCCGAGCUGACCAAUCUGAAAUUCCUGGAUGUUGGUGAGAAUGAGUUGACCGCUUUACCAUUCGAAGCCUUGAGCAAGCUUCCUCUCAGGACCUUGAAUGCCCCUAAGAACAAUCUGGCGGGGACUUUGAUCCCAGAGAGCGUGGACCGGCUUGAGGAUCUGCAGUCUCUGAAUGUUGCAAACAAUGGGUUGGACGUUCUCGCUGCCAACGAUAUGAUCUCUUUACCCAAUCUUCACAGCCUCAUUGUCAAUGUAAAUCGCAUCAAGGCCCUUCCUUGUAUUUCUACAUGGCAAUCUCUAUCAGUUCUCGCUGCCGAAGAGAACCGUCUGACGGAGAUUCCGGCCGGCUUCGUGGACCUCAAGAACGUCAAGACGGUUGACUUUACUGGCAAUAACAUCACUCUGGUGGAUGAGAAGAUUGGGUUGAUUGAAAGCCUGUCGACAUUUAAGAUUGCCAAUAACCCACUUCGUGAGCGGAAACUGCUCAGCAUGAGCUCGGAUGAAAUCAUUCAAGAUCUGCGGAAUCGAUGCGAACCCGAACAUCAAGAUACGGAUGAUGAGGGAUCAGUUGCGACUCAGUUUACAUUGGCGCCGGAAACCCCAGAGCUGGAGAAUGGCUGGCGGGUCAAGCCUGGUGGUGUUCUUGACCGAUCAUACUCUGACCUGACUGAUUUGGAGUCAGACAAGAUCGAGCUGAUCAAAUCGGAUGACAUUCGCUGCGUUUACUUGCAGCAUAAUGAACUGUGCUUCUUCCCUGUACCAGCGUUGACGAUGCUUGCACAGGGACUGGUUGAGCUUGACCUCUCGCACAACCCACUCAACGGCGCAGAGCUCAUGUCUUCUUCUCUUGAGCUGCCGAAGCUGCAAAGUCUUAAUCUGAGUGCCGCUGGUCUCACGACCCUAGAGCCUUUGUUGAAACAUCUGCAAGCCCCGUCGAUGAACUUCCUCGACGUGUCCAACAACCGUCUCACCGGAUCCCUUCCGCACAUUCGACGGACAUUCUUAGAGGUCAGGACUUUCCUGGCUUCGGACAAUCAAUUUUCCACCGUUGAAUUCGAAGCGGUCCAGGGCUUGCAAGUUUUGGACAUCAGCAAUAACGAUAUUGAUUCUCUACCACCAAAGAUUGGUCUGCUCGGCGCAGAACGCUCCCCCCAGAACUGGGGCACGGGGUCAGCUCUGAGAAGGUUUGAGGUUGCUGGCAAUCGAUUCCGGGUUCCCCGGUGGCAGGUUGUCGCCAAGGGCACUGACGCUGUUCUGGAGUUCCUGAAGGAUCAUAUUCCAACACAGGAUCUGCCCGAGUGGGAGCAUGAGGAUGCAGCGGCUCGAGUGGACACUUUCUAA
This is a messenger RNA of Penicillium cataractarum, 3069 nucleotides long. RefSeq lists its product as uncharacterized. Lineage: Eukaryota; Fungi; Ascomycota; Eurotiomycetes; Eurotiales; Aspergillaceae. The transcript has a single exon. Gene Ontology annotation, molecular function: protein binding. The coding region runs from base 1 to 3069 and encodes 1022 amino acids. The record is from RefSeq and is a predicted model, not a curated record.